AUGAUCAACGAACAUAGUUCGGCACAAUCGAAUAAUCCAACAUCGACUAAUAUGCAGUAUGGAUAUCCAACAAGUCGUUUUAACUUGAUGAAUAUAUCACCAAUGCAGAAUCCAAACGAUCUGUAUUCAUACUAUCCUCCAAGUCUCUAUCAACCAUUUGGCACGUUUGAUGAACAUAAUCAAUGGACAUCGACUGAUACAUCAGCUGGUAUUUCAGCAGCAGCACCACCUGGUCCGUUACAAUAUCAUCCUCAAAUGUAUCCAACAUCUGGCCUUGAUAUGCCACAUAAUCCAUUUGAUUAUCCACCAGUUCAUGCAUAUCCUCAUUAUCAUCCUGGCUUUACGCCAUCAACAUUUCCAGGAGCACCAGCAACUGGCACAGCAGCCUUUGAUAUGCCAUGGAAGUCUCAUAAUCUAUCGAUGCAAGUUGGAGUACAGCAACAACAACAAAUUCAACCUAUUGGAGGUCAAAUAUCAAAUAAAAAGCCGUCAGUUUAUGAUGAAUAUCCAUCAACUAGUGGUGAUGUUGGUGAUAUGCUUACUCAACAUAUGAAUUCAAUUAAUCUUAGUGAUAAUAAUAAUCGCAUGAGAAAUUAUGACAAUGGUAGAAAUGAUCAUAUACAAAAUUUUAGUGUAUUAUCAUCAAAAGAACAGCAAAAUUAUCAAACAAGUAGUAGUAAUCAUUCGGUAGCACGUCCAUCUUCUUCGUCUGGUCCAAAAUCUUAUGCGUCCGUUGUUUCAUCUGAUAAUAUUAAUCUACCUAGUAAUAAAUCGACUGCGUCUAUUUCGAAUACGACUAUACAUUCAACAAAUGAACGUACAUCAAAUAUUUCUAAUGACACUUCACAUACACGUUCGAAUACUCAACAAUAUCGUAAUAAUACAACAGGAUAUAAUCCUCGUCAUCAACAACAACAAUCAUCUGGUAAUAAUGGAAAUUUUCUUAAUUGGACAAAUAAUAAUUCGGAUCAUUCAUCUAAUAAUAAUAAUAAUAAUGCUAAACGCCAAAAUUAUUCAUCAUCACGUACAGUUAAUAGUAACUCAGAGAGUCUUGAAACUUCAAAAACUAAUCAAUACAAUCCAAAAGAUUUUAAUUUAAAUCCAAAAGGAGCUCGAUUCUUUGUCAUAAAAUCUUAUUCCGAAGAUGAUGUACAUCGAUCAAUCAAAUAUAAUAUUUGGUGUUCAACUGAACAUGGAAAUAAACGUUUAGAUAAUGCAUUUCGCGAACGUGAAGGAAAAGGUCCUAUUUACUUAUUCUAUUCUGUUAAUGCAUCUGGACAUUUUUGCGGUAUGGCUGAAAUGAUGUCACCUAUUGAUUAUGAAAAUCAAACAGAUGUUUGGCAUAUGUCAAAUAAAUGGCAAGGCAAAUUUGAAGUUAAAUGGAUCUAUGUUAAGGAUGUACCAAACCAACAAUUUCGUAAUAUACGUUUAGAAAACAAUGAGAAUAAACCGGUGACUAAUUCUCGAGAUACACAAGAAAUACCAUACGAAAAAGGAAAAUUAAUGUUAAAAACAUUACAUAUGUAUCGUCAUAAAACAUCAAUAUUUGAUGAUUUUCAAUAUUAUGAAUCAAAACAAGCCGAAGAAGUAACAACAAAACAAUAUCCAAAUGAUGAUUUCAAUCAUAGCAACACACACCCAAAUAGAACAUCAGCAAAGGCUCAAUUGGAACACCCAAACGAUGAGCAAGAUCAUGAAGAAUAA
Rotaria socialis is the source of this 1704-nucleotide messenger RNA. The record is from the annotation of a GenBank genome assembly. Lineage: Eukaryota; Metazoa; Rotifera; Eurotatoria; Philodinida; Philodinidae.